GUUUGCAGUGUAAAUUUUCAGUGAGUUCUCAGUACAGCACAGAAGAGAGUAUGGCAGAAGAAACGAAUAUUGAAAAUUUGUUAACUAGGGAAGAUAGAUAUUAUUGUCACAAAUGUCAAUCAGAAGUUCGAAACCUUUUACCUGGCUUCCAGUGUCCAUCAUGCCAGUAUGGCUUUGUAGAGCUGAUGGAACAGCCGGAAGCCAAUGAUGAAAGUGAUUCAUCAUUCUCCGAUGUUGAUGACUUUCACCCGGUUGAAAUGUUGAGCUCAAUUCUAUCUUCGGAAUUGGCAGGCACGGGUGGAGGGCGUAGAGGAGCUCGGAGGAACAGAGACAGAUUGGAGCCGGUGGAAAACAUUCUACAAGAUCUGCUGUUGAAUUUGGCCGGACUUGGAUGGGCUGGCCAAUGGAACACGCAGGGCACCUAUCGCAAUGCUGCCAACGGCCACCCUGUGUUAUUCCUGGGCAACCCGGGCGACUAUGCGUGGAGUCGCGAGGGCCUCGACGCCAUUGUAACACAACUGCUGAAUCAGAUGGACGGCACAGGCCCCCCGCCCCUCGCCAAGGACAAGAUACAGAAGAUACCCACGGCCACCAUCACUCAGGAUCAAGUGGAAGCGAGCCUGCAAUGCUCGGUGUGCUGGGAAGACUUCCGGGCGAGCGAGCAGGUGCGCAAACUGCCCUGUGAACAUGUCUAUCACGACGCAUGCAUCAUUCCGUGGCUGGAGCUGCACGGCACGUGUCCCAUCUGCAGACAGACGCUGUGUGCUGCAGACGACGCCAGCGGUCCAGCUGCAGCAGCUGCAGACGCGCAAGGGCCCAACAAUCUCGGCCCGUUGGCUACCUUCUUCAGGAAUCUGCAAGACGCCUCCCCAGGUCGCAAUUUAACCAAUGCAGUGCUUGGUAGUAUGGCAGCUGCUACAGCCAAUCCCCCCGCUACCCCUUCAUCAUCAUCUUCUUCUUCCUCCUCAUCCUCCUCCUCCUCCUCAUCUUCUUCAUCCUCCUCCUCCUCCUCCUCCUCGACCAGGUCAAAUAGAUCGACGGGAAGGGGGGCUGGCGGCGGAGGUGGUGCUAAUAACAUGAACUGGACUAUGGAGUACGAAUAGUAAG
Nilaparvata lugens (brown planthopper) is the source of this 1107-nucleotide messenger RNA. Its product is annotated as E3 ubiquitin-protein ligase Iruka. The transcript is spliced from 7 exons. Gene Ontology annotation, biological process: ubiquitin-dependent protein catabolic process; positive regulation of DNA-templated transcription; protein ubiquitination. Gene Ontology annotation, molecular function: ubiquitin protein ligase activity. Gene Ontology annotation, cellular component: cytoplasm; nucleoplasm. Bases 51 to 1103 code for a protein of 350 amino acids. Lineage: Eukaryota; Metazoa; Arthropoda; Insecta; Hemiptera; Delphacidae. The record is from RefSeq and is a predicted model, not a curated record.